Molecule: messenger RNA, 1791 nt
Organism: Lichtheimia ornata
Lineage: Eukaryota; Fungi; Mucoromycota; Mucoromycetes; Mucorales; Lichtheimiaceae
Exons: 7
Coding region: 1-1791 (596 amino acids)
Biological process (GO): regulation of transcription by RNA polymerase II
Cellular component (GO): piccolo histone acetyltransferase complex
Source: RefSeq, a predicted model, not a curated record
AUGACGAACCAGAUGGCGUCCCGCUUCCGAGUGAAAAAACUCUCUCCCAAACACCCACUUCCUGUCUUCAAAGAGAAGCAACUACCUGACUUGGAUGAAGCCAACCUUCAACGUGCCGUACCUCAAAUUGAGACUGGUGUAGAGAAGGAUGAAGAGGAGGAGCAUGAUCUUCAAGCUGCCAUCUCUGCUGCUCGUGCUGCUGUUACAACAGGUCAAGAUGUCGCUCGCUAUAUCCCAACACCAGAUGCAUCUCGACAAAUUGAUGACAAGGAGUACUCUCGCGUCUACAAUGUUCAAUACAAACAACCCAACAGCUUGAUUCGAUAUUCCAUGACAGUCGAUGAAUUGAUAUCAUGUCGCUAUGUGAUGGAUGAAGAAGACGUAUCAUUUUUGGAACAACACAACAUGAAAAAGAAGGAUCACAAGCUAUCCGAUGAUGCUUUUGAACACAUGAUGGACCUUAUGGAAUCAGGUGUAAGCUCUCAAAUGCCACAUCUCAACUUGGAUCCAUCACAAACACCCGAUUAUGCAGAGCUACUCAAAAUGAUUCCAGACCUUGCACGCACAUACAACUCGAUUGAUAUUGAACCGGUAGCUGCUCAUUGGCGUGCACGACGUGUAGCUGCUGGUGGAAAGCCAAUUAUACCCGAGCUCAUGUUUGAAGAUUUCACCAAAGGCGAUAUUGAUCCCUAUGUAUGCUUUCGACGACGUGAGACAAAGUCUGUUCGCAAAACACGACGCACAGAUCAACAAUCAUUGGAGAGACUACGCAAGCUGCGCACUGAAAUGGAAAAGGCACGCAAUCUUUUGGAGAUGGUAUUGCGACGUGAAAAGAUUCGCAAGGAAGGUUUAGUUCAAGAGCAUGCCGUCUUUGACAAACGAUGUGAGAUUCGCGAGUAUCAACGUCAACUGGGCAUUCGAGACGAGGAAGCCCUUAUGCCGGUUCCCAAAAAGAAACGCAAAAUACCACCCUCUGACACUGGCUCAAGCACCACUAUCAAGAUACCACUCAAUCGCCGUAAACGAGAUGAUGCCAACACUGAAAAAUCACCCAUGCAACUUGCCAUCGAAUCGGAGCUUGCUCGUAAAAGAGAAGAGGAUGCCGAUUAUGAAGAUGUUACCAACUGCUCGUAUCAACCAUUCCCAUUGCCAUUACCGCUUCAUUUUUUCCAAUCACUUGUACCUGAAGAAAAGACUCAAGCACCACGCUUUAGGAAGCGGAUUGGUCGUGGAGGUCGUGUUCUUAUUGAUCGUAUUGGCUACAGGACACCAGAUAAUGUGGAUGAUCGUUAUCGUUUUGACCCUGAUGUUGUUUGUUUGGAUGAAGAGAUUGAGGAAGUUGACGAAAAUGAUGACCGCUUUGUGCCCUAUCAUACCAGCCUGUCAAAUGCCCAACUUGCUAUUUUGGAUAAAAACGUACCAGCAGCCAUGUCGGAGGUACCCAAUAUGCUAAAGAAUGAUGCGAUGAGUCGAGGGAUGGUGCCCAACAAUGGUAGUGGAAUGGCUACUGCUGCUACUUCUUCUUCUACAACAACUCCUACAGUGCCUAUUAAACGACAAAAUAGCCGAUCAAGGAUGACACCAAGAGAAGCAGCUAUAGCUAUGACCAAUGGUAUGAUUGCAACACAUUUAUCAGCAGCGAUGAAUGGCGUCUCUGUUCAAAUGACACGCACUGGCAACAAUAGCAGUACAACUCCCCUGCAACAACCAACACCUCCUCCGCACAAAUCAUCGGCAUCGCCAUCACCACAACUCACCACCUUACAAACCUAUACGGCUCGUAUAUCCUGA